This is a messenger RNA of Lactuca saligna, 1100 nucleotides long. The record is from the annotation of a GenBank genome assembly. NCBI's taxonomy places the organism in Eukaryota, Viridiplantae, Streptophyta, Magnoliopsida, Asterales, Asteraceae.
UGUUAAUUAAAAGUUAAAACGACGACUUUGACCAAUCACUCUACUAAAAUCUACACGUUCUAGAUCUCUAUCAUUUUCCCCCUUUUUCAAGCCCCUUGGCUCUCUGCAAACCCUAACCGAUCUUCAUCACUCUCUCACUUUUCCCCUUGGAACCUAACUCUCUGCAACGAUUCGCCAUGGAAUUCGGCCUCGCUAGAAAACGAGGGAGGCCAGCUGGCUUGAAUGGCAACGGUGGAUUCAAGAAAUCCAAACAAGACACGGAGUCGUUUCAAUCUGGUUUAGGAAGCAAAUCGAAGCCAUGCACAAAGUUUUUCAGCACAUCUGGAUGCCCAUUUGGCGAAGGGUGUCAUUUCUUGCACUAUGUUCCCGGAGGUCUAAAAGCUGUCAACCAAAUGACUGGCGGCAACCACCCUGCGCUACCACCAACCGCCAGACCACCUGUCCUCCCGCCAUCUUUCCCGGACGGGUCAUCUCCGCCAGCUGUCAAGAGCCGCCUCUGCAACAAGUUCAACACCGCAGAAGGCUGUCGAUUUGGUGACAAGUGUCAUUUCGCCCAUGGUGAAUGGGAACUCGGGAAGCCAACCGCCCCAUCUCACCAUGAAGACCCACGCACCAUGGCCGCUAGAUUUGGCGGCGGUGGGCGGAAUGAUUUUAAUCCGGCGGCAAACAACACUGCCGCCGCCAGUUUUGGCGCCUCUGCAACCGCCAAAAUCAGUGUCAACGCGUCACUAGCGGGAGCUAUUAUCGGGAAAAGCGGAGUCAACUCUAAGCAAAUUAGUCGGUUGACUGGAGCUAAAUUGUCAAUAAGAGAUCAUGAAUCGGAUCCGAAUUUGAGAAAUAUUGAAUUGGAAGGUACUUUUGAUCAGAUUAAACAUGCGAGUCAAAUGGUGCGUGAGUUGAUUGUGAAUAUAAGUUCGGCUUCUGGACCACUGCCGCCACAGAAGAGCUUUGGAAAGGCGGGUGGUGGUGGUGGUGGUGGUGGUCCGGCGGGGAACUUUAAGACGAAGCUUUGUGAGAAUUUUGCUAAAGGGACUUGUACUUUUGGUGAGAGGUGUCAUUUUGCUCAUGGGGCUGAAGAGUUGCGUAGUUCUGGAGCUUGA